This is a messenger RNA of Rhincodon typus (whale shark), 2888 nucleotides long. RefSeq names its product family with sequence similarity 222 member Aa (gene fam222aa). The coding region runs from base 190 to 1536 and encodes 448 amino acids. The record is from RefSeq and is a predicted model, not a curated record. Lineage: Eukaryota; Metazoa; Chordata; Chondrichthyes; Orectolobiformes; Rhincodontidae. The transcript has 3 exons.
UCAGCAGCGGCGCCUCAUGAACGUGUGCUCUUCACUUGGCAGCGCUACGCUCAAUGCAAUGGGCUGCUCCAAGAAGUGUCCGCGCUGCCCACCUCUCACAGCUGCCAAUUCGGCGCCGCAACAAAGAUUCAAGAGGGCAGCGUGAUAGUUGAAGGUGUUGACUGUGAGAAUAGACGCAGCUCCUCCAUCAUGUUGGCCUGCCUUCAGCGAACACAGAACCCACCUUCGCAACGUUUAUCAUGUCCCAGUAAAACACUGGAAUCUAUGAAAUGUGAGUCAGUCGCACCCACGCAUUCUCCAAGGUAUCCUAGUCCAGCUGAACUUGAUGCUUAUGCCCAGAAGGUGGCUAACAGCCCACUAACAAUCAAGAUCUUUCCUACAAAUAUCAGGGUUCCUCAGCAUAAACACCUUAACAGGACUGUAAAUGGCUAUGAUACAACAGGACAACGAUACAGUCCAUACCCUACACAGUCUGGAGGAUAUCAGGGUCUUUUAGCAAUUGUGAAGGUGCACAGUAAAAGUGUGGUGAAAAACACAGAUGGCAAGAGGACACGAAUGUCCCCAGCACAAGUUGGAAAUGGCAACAUUGGAUCCUACCCGGUGCCAAGCACUUUAGCGCAGAGUCAAUCGUGUACUGGGCAAACAAGUUACCACAAUGGCCAGAAGUCUUUGGAAGGACCUGCUCCACCUAAUGUAACGGUUGCCACAUCUGUUAUUCCUAUAGGAGGACGUAGCUUGGCUCUACAGCAGUCAAAUCUCCCUUCAAUUCAAAGUAUCAUCUACCAGAUCAACCAGCAAUGCCAGGCUCAGGCAUCACAACAAGCUUCAACUGCAGUCUGUCAAGGCUCUCUUGUCACCAAUCCAAGUCCAAUCACAGUAGCCAGCCGCAAUACAGUCAAUGGCUUUACUAGCAUGAUUAAUGGAAGUGUGAUGUAUGCUGGAAAUGUUGUGUCUGAAUGCCGUGGAGGAGCAGAGUUGACAGCUGCUUCGGGUUUAGCCUCUGCAGCAGGUCCUAAACCUGGGGCCUAUCCAGAUGGAAUGGAUUAUUUACUAUGGCAACAGAAACAACAAAUCCGUAUAUAUUCUGGCAGUGGUGGUGGGGGAAUAAUAAGUAAAUCACCAGAGGUUUGUGGUGUCCCACGACCAUACACUUUGGCACCUACUGUUGAAAAAGUCCCUUCAUCUCCCUUGAACUGUGUGGGCAUGCACUGCAAUUUUUCAACGGGGCAGUAUUUGGCUGCCCCUUGGAACAGCGUACUCGUGACACCAGACAGUGACUGUUAUAACCCACAGGACCUCACAAAUGGCCACCGUGACCUUGUUCAUCCUUCAGAUGGGCUCACCAGUGUCUCAAGUAGAACGCUGUGUAAUACCUCUAUCCUCAGCAGUAGUCUGCAGUCACUGGAAUAUUUGAUCAAUGACAUUCACCCUCCCUGCAUUAAAGAGCAAAUGUUGGGUAAAGGAUAUGAGACUGUGUCAGUACCUCGAUUAUUGGACCACCAAAAUGCUCACAUUCGACUACCUGUUUACAGAUAGAGAAUUGCAGUUUGGAAAAAAUAGAAUGAUAGUGUUAAAUCUUUUAUAGAUAUACACACAAGCCUCCAGCCUCAAUACAGCAAUCAAAGGCAAAUGGAAGUCAAGUGUUUAAAAUGUUCCAGGGAUUACAAGAUGGUGAAAUGAGUUUGGUUUGGACAAAAGUAUCGAAUCUACCGAUGUCAACAAUGAAAGGGAUGGCUUUUUUAAAAAAAAUUACAAUAAAACGGGGAUUGGGGAUUAGCAUUGGACACUAGAGAGCAAGAUGCUAUCAGAAAUGUGCAGAAAGCUUUGCCAUGUCUGCUGAUGAGUCUGCAUGCAGAAAAAUUUAAAUUUCGAAUCCUGCGCUGAAUUCUGUGACCAUGUAGUCCCAGGAUCCUCGCCAUGGUCGCUUCAUCAUUGUCAUCUUCAAUUUGCUGUGGUUUCAAAAGAUGAGCUACUGCCUAAAUCCUAGUGGAGAGUCGUUAUUGCACUGUAUUGGAAUAAAGAUAAACAUGGGGACUGACCAGAAAAUUAUAAAAGAAAGUAACUUGGAAAACUUGAACCUAAUUCUUUAACUCUUAUUUGCAAUUUUAAUUGUGUUGGCUGCUACAACAAAUAACUUAUACUUUUAAGUUUUUAAAAAAAUUAAGAUAAUUUCACUUUAGGGAAUUGCUAGUUUUUAAAGUGUUUUUGUAAUGAAAUAUAUACCCACAUUGUGCUAAAAUAGCAUAACAAGCUGUGAGAAGGUAUAAGGGUUGAUGGUCUUGAUAAAUGCACUCAAGAAGAAUGUGCUACACAUUUAUUGAUAUUUCCAUAGGACGAGGAAACACAUUAGAUGUAAAUGAAUUUGUAAGAGCACAUUCCUACAAAAGCAGAUUGUGUGUGUAUAUACUGGCCCUUUUGUUUUAACUUUCUAUGUUGGAGGGGGAGGAAAAGAAAGUCCUCUUGUGCAUUGCAGAAUAUCCCGAUAUGGAGAGCUGCUUUACUGAGAAACUGUAAUAUUUGGCAACUGUAAAAUUAUAGUAGGCCAUACCAAAUUACUGCAAGUAGUCAAGCUGGCACCGAUACAAAGCCUACGUUGAUAUUUGCUGUGGACCUCACUAUGAACCACAAGAUAGUGUUUUAUCUUGCUUCUCCCACUUCUUUCCCAUCAAAUAUAAAAUAACUUUUGCUGCUUCUGGUACUUUCUAAUAUUAUUAUUCAAUUAGCUAUUAAGUGCUGCAUGACCAGGAUUCUGGUGACUCGGAGGGCCAUUAAUACUUUGAUAAGUGUAUUCUCCCUCCCCGCACUCCUUAAAUUUGCUACUAGCCACCACUCAGCAGCUACCUUAAAACAACAGUAAAAGGAAUCUUAACACUGCAUCUUGUGUUUGA